GGAGCGGGGAUAGGUCGUAUGGCGCCCGGGUUGCCGGGCGGGUGCGGAAUAGCAAGCGUCUUGAAUUUACACGAUUAAAAUUUUCCGUCUACACUAGUGCAAACGCAAAUAAUCUUGCGAGUGAAUUACUAGGUAUAGAAUCUGUUUUAUUCUACAAAAAGUUUUAGAUCGAAGGACCGAUUUUUUUCCGCGAUAAUAGUUAGUCGAUUUUGUAAAACAAGAGCUAAACGUCAAACGUCGCGUUGGUUUUUCGUAACGUUAUUUUAAAUAGAAUAUUUGAAGGUUGGAAAUACAUGGAAAUGUAUGAAUAAGGCAAAGAGCGUGAGAUCGUUAGAGUUGGCAAACGCUGAUACUCCGGAAUAUAUGUAAUAAUAACAUACUAAAAUAAUAAAGCCUAGUUUAAAAAUUCGUUCAGGACUUGAAUUCUUGGAAGCGUGGGUAAAUGAAAGCGAGCAGUGAAGUAUCUGCUGAAGAAACAGCAGGAGGCAGGAGGGCAGUGUAAAAGUGUGUGGAGUGUGUGAUGUUGAUAUUCGGGCGGCGCGUAGUGGUGAUGAGGGGUACUUUCAUCCGUUAAAGGAAAGUGAGAGGGGUGUAUUUGUAUAGUGUAGUUGGUGAGCAGUUGAGAAAAAUCAACGUCCUCGCGACCGGAUAUCUCCGUUUCAGUAAUAAUAUACACUCUCUAGGCGUUUAAACCAAAUUUUCGCUGUUUCGUUUCGCUAUGCUUAUUCCGAGGAUUAUCGGGAACAACCGCGCCUCAUCUCCUGUUCGCGCCGUUCCAGUGUCAUCCCCCGUCGCAAUACAGAAAGUCAGAGUCUACAAUUUUUGAGUCUCUGAACGUUCAUCACAUUGUUACAAAAAGGAAAUAGUGUGAGCGUGAACUGAAUUCAUUAUUCGAAGCAGUAACUUCGUAUAUGCGUAUGUACGAAACAUGGAUUGUUCAACGGUGUGUUGAAUUUAGCACCUGAGUAUUUGUGUGUGUGUGUCGAUAAACGGAAAUGGUGGGACGGUCUAUAUAUAUUUAAAUAUAUACAUAUAGACAGAUAAUGCGUUUCAACGCUGUUCCGACACCAUCAUCACUUACAUGUACGUCUACGCUCUCUACAGUCUCGCUUUUGUGUAGCCGGAAAGACACUUCAACAAACGACAUCUUCGUACCUCAUGAAAUCGGUCAAAAUUUAUUUUUUCAUCUCUGAACUACACAUGGACUUUUUAAUAACACGGGCACGUGUUUUGCUAAGCGACUCAUAAGAUUUCAAAUAUAAUCGACUAAGAGUAACUUUGUGAGAAUGAUGUCAGUGAAGCAAGAAGGAAAACGCUUGAGCGGAGAAAACAUGGCAACAGGACCAGUGAUACGAGUGGGGCCGAUAAUAAAUCCGACGACGAAUGAAACAAUAUCGAUAGUGAUCCCGUUAUCACCAUCAGGUCAAUUGUCAGGAUUGCCAAGUAGGAUAAUAACGGAACGUACGAUCUCGGGGAAGGACACGGUGGAGACUAGAAUUGAGGAAGUGACAGGAACGAUAAUCGAGGAAAGGGACAUGAAAGCGGAACGCGCGCGGGCGAUCGUGUCCCAACCUGAGCAACAAGAAUCGCUCAUUCUCGCAAUGUCCUCUCCGAAUGAACCGACAAAAACGAGAGAAAAGUCAGUUCCGUCGUUGUUAUCUUCGACCUCAUCUACGAGUUCCCAAAUUCGUGCUGAUAAAACGAAAGGAUGUCCUUUCCCAACGUGUUCACGUUACCGACGCGCUUUUUCACGAGCCCACGAUCUCAAACGUCACAUCGCUCGUCACGAAACCCGCAAAGAACGUCUCGUCGAAAACAGCAGAGACGACAUUCGCACGUGCUUUCAAUGUGGCGAGAGCUUCCUCAACGAAAUCAUCCUACAAAGGCAUGAACGCACCCACAACAAACAACAGGAGAAUGCGAACUUGCCUCUUGUUCUCUCCACGACACCCUCGUCAUCUGUCACUCCCGCUUCUCGUAAUCAUUGUUAUCCUUGCAAUGUCUGCAAAAAAAAAUACGCCAACGAGAACAAACUCAAGGAACAUCUCGUUACUCAUGACAAGACUUCGACCGGUAACUCGUGUUUGCUGUGUGGCUGCGAAUUCAACGACGCUGAAAAGCUGCAGAAUCACAUGAGGGAACACACAACAAAUAUGUUGCAAAGCCAACAGCACUUGACAACGAACGGAAUGUCAGUAGAAAACUCCCAAGGAAGUGGUGGGAUCAAGGUAGAGAGCGCAGGAGCGUUGAAGCAGGAACUUAAGUCGGAUGAGGUGGUGGAAGAGGACGAGGACGAAGAAUUUAUGUUGGAAGAGAUGUUGCUGUUGAAUAAGAAUCCCCGAUUGAUGCGGGCUUCGAUAGGUUCAUCGACUAGUACAAAUAAUGGAGCGUCGAUUGGUUCGGUGAUGGCGAGUUCUUCGUCGACUUCGGUGACGUCGUCUUCAAGUUCGUCCUCGCCGAACAUCGUUCCUAACGCGAACAAAAUCCGUUGCGAUUAUUGUUCCAAAACUUUUAAGACUAAAUGGACACUGAGCUCUCACGUAGCGGCGCACGAAGGACGUUUUCAGUUCGGUUGUACACGAUGCGGAAAAAAAUUCGUUCGCAAAAGCCAUUUCGAAGGACACGUGCGCUCCCACGAAGCUGCGAGGCCUUACGUCUGUGAGCAGUGCGGUAAAACCUUCAAGGAAUUGAAGCAUCGACGCGAACAUACCAAACGGAAACACCCAGGGAACCAGAAUGCCAUACAAAAUUUACUCGACAGCAUUAGCGCUUGUGUCUCAGAGGAAUCGUCGGUGGGCGAACAGGCCAAAUUUGCUCUCCUUAUGCCGAUGAAUUUUGGCGCGUAAUAAUACACGUCGAAUCAACAAAUUAGUCCAUUAUUAUUAUUAUUAUUAUUAUUAUUAUUAUUAUUAUUAUUAUUAUUAUUAUUAUUAUUAUUAUUAUUACCAUUAUUACGAUCAAUUGAAACUCAUUUUUAUACGUUUUUUGGAUUUUCUGCAUUUGAGAUGACAUGUAACACAGUUUUUAGUCGAUACGAAUGCGAGAGAAAACACAGUUUUUGCGUUUCCAAUUUUUCUCCUAAAUAAUAUAGAUUUAUUGUAAAAAUCAAAAGAACCUUUUCUUCUCUGACAAAAAAAAACGAACAGUUUGAUGCUCGCAGUGUAAUCGAUUUCGGAGAAAACUUGGCAGCAGCUUUUUCAUCGUGAUCCAACGUGUUUCCCACUUUAAUAUUGAUCAUUCUCUCGCGUGUUUUUUCGUUUGCCACGUUACUGUAUUUUCAGUCAUUUACAAUAAUUAUCCGAUUCUUCUAAUGCUCUUUGUAUAAUUCGCUAUUAUAUAUAUCGACAGAGAAACUAUCGCGUUCUCAAAACUUUUUCGAUGUGAGCUUACAUACUCAAUAAACAAAAAAAUAUAACUGCGUUAA
Messenger RNA from Venturia canescens, 3424 nucleotides. RefSeq names its product myoneurin-like. Gene Ontology annotation, molecular function: DNA-binding transcription factor activity, RNA polymerase II-specific. The record is from RefSeq and is a predicted model, not a curated record. The transcript has 3 exons. Gene Ontology annotation, biological process: regulation of transcription by RNA polymerase II. Bases 1287 to 2846 code for a protein of 519 amino acids. Gene Ontology annotation, cellular component: nucleus. Lineage: Eukaryota; Metazoa; Arthropoda; Insecta; Hymenoptera; Ichneumonidae.